Apaloderma vittatum (bar-tailed trogon) is the source of this 3557-nucleotide messenger RNA. RefSeq names its product tyrosine-protein phosphatase non-receptor type 13-like. The record is from RefSeq and is a predicted model, not a curated record. Gene Ontology annotation, molecular function: phosphatidylinositol 3-kinase regulatory subunit binding; protein tyrosine phosphatase activity. Gene Ontology annotation, cellular component: cytoplasm; nucleus. NCBI's taxonomy places the organism in Eukaryota, Metazoa, Chordata, Aves, Trogoniformes, Trogonidae. The annotation marks the transcript as partial. The transcript is spliced from 23 exons. Gene Ontology annotation, biological process: peptidyl-tyrosine dephosphorylation.
AUGACUCUCUGCAAACAACACAGAACAGAGUUGCCUCACCGGAAAGAGAGAUCACUUUGGUGAACUUGAAAAAGGAUGAAAAAUUUGGCUUAGGCUUCCAAAUAGUUGGCGGAGAGAAGACAGGGAAACUUGAUCUGGGAAUUUUUAUUCAUUCUGUUAUUCCAGGAGGUCCAGCUGAUUUGGAAGGAUCUCUAAAGCCAGGACACCGACUAAUAUCUGUAAAUAGCACAAGUUUAGAAGGCGUCAGCCACCAUGCAGCAUUAGAAAUUUUGGAGAACGCACCUGAAGACGUGACACUUGUUAUCUCUCAGCCUAAGGACAAACUAUCCAAAGCAUCGUCUAAUGCUGCACACGUCAAUAAUGGAGCCAGGGGUUAUUUGAGGAGGCCGUUGUCAGUGCAGGACAAUGAGGCAGAGUCCUCUUCAGAAGAACACAACCAGUCCCGUGGUCACCAAAGGCUUCUUUCUGGGAGUUUGUCUGGUUUGUCGGGAGGCAAGCGGGAUGGAAGCAUGAGCUCCCAGGAUUCCAGAACUGAGAGCGCCAGCCUGUCUCAGAGCCAGCCAGCCAGCUUCUUUGGCCAACGUGCAAGUGGUAGAAUGCAGCAGGAUCCUUGGCAGUACAGUGGUUCCCAGCCUGGGCUUUCUAAAAUGAACGAGAAGAGAAGAUCCUCAUCUGACAGUACUCGAGUGAAAAAUAAAAGGCCUGGGGUAGUGGAGUCUGUGGAAUAUUCUGACCGAGGGGAUUCUGACAUGGAUGAAGCAACUUAUUCCAGCAGUCAGGAGCAACAGCCAGCUAAAAAGGAAUCUUCCUCAACAAAUACAGCAAAAAAAAUGAAUUCUAAAAAGGUUACUGCAACACUUCUUAAACCUGGAGAUAUCUUUGAGGUUGAACUAGCCAAAAAAGAUAACGGCUUGGGAAUAAGUGUCACGGUACUGUUUGACAAGGGUGGUGUAAAUACUAGCAUAAGGCAUGGUGGUAUUUAUGUGAAAGCAAUUAUUCCUAAGGGAGCAGCUGAAGCAGAUGGCAGAAUUGAAAAAGGUGACCGUGUGCUCUCUGUCAAUGGGAUUAGUUUGGAAGGUGCUACCCAUAAGCAAGCUGUUGAAACACUGAGAAACACUGGGCAGGUGGUGCAUUUGCUGUUGGAAAAAGGUCAGCUUUCAGUGGCCAAGGUUCAUGCUCCAGCAACGCUACAGCGCACGCCUCCAAAUCAGGUGGGGCAAUGUGAGCCACAGGAGAAACCAGCGACAAAAACUACAAAUGCCAAAGAUUACAGCUUUGUCACUGCAGAGAACACAUUUGAGGUGAAGCUGUUGAAGAAUAGCUCAGGCCUUGGGUUCAGUUUCUGCCGUGAAGAUAACCUUACCCCAGAGCAACUGGGCUCAACAAUUGUGAGGGUCAAAAAACUCUUCCCUGGGCAGCCUGCCGCAGAAAGUGGGCAGAUAGAAAUUGGGGACGUCAUUCUAAAAGUGAACGGGGCAUCGCUCAAGGGUUUAUCCCAGCAGGAAGUCAUCUCUGCUCUGAGAGGAACAUCUCCAGAAGUCUCUCUUCUCCUUUGUCGACCACCAUCUGGUAUACUGCCAGACAUCGAUCCUUCUUUGUUGACUCCCAUCCACUCACCUCAACAAGUAUUUCCAGAUGUCAGCAGAGAAGUUUCUGGUCCAUCAAAUGGAGAACAAGGUGACAGCUCAGAUGAAAAUGAAACUACUGAUCUGAGCAAGAAAAGGUUAAAAUCUCCAUCUAGAAGAGACAGCUACAGUGACAGCAGCAGGAGUGCUGAUGAGGAGGUGAUAGACUCGUCAGCACACAUGGGCCUUGGCUGGAGUUCUGCACUCUACCAAACUUCAGAUGGAGCUGUGACACAGGCACAUAGUCAGUAUGAGACACACUGUGGUCAGGAGGAGACUGUUUGCACUAUCGUAUAUUCUGAUCAAGAGACUCCUACCAAGUCAGAGCUUGAGGACAGUAAUCUGCCACUGGAUUUGCCGUUGAUCCCAACCUGUAGAACUGUUCCUGAAGUUACCCCAUCCUUUUUCAUAAAUGAUUGUUAUGCUGCUCCUGCUUCUGAGCUGACUCCGCACCUGAGACGGAUGGAUUCAUUACUCAGCCAGUUGGAAAAAAGUGCUGAAGAAUAUGAGCCAGUAAUUUACUAUUUCUUGCUGUUUGAAGUAGAGCUCCAAGUCACUAUGACAAAGUCAGAAAAGGGUAGUCUGGGUUUUACAGUGACCAAAGGUAACGAUAACGUUGGCUGCUACAUUCAUGACAUUGUUCAGGAUCCUGCCAAAAGUGAUGGGAGACUACGACCUGGAGACCGACUGAUAAAAGUUAAUGAUAUUGAUGUCACUAACAUGAGUCAUACCGAUGCAGUAAACUUUCUUCGCACUGCCCCAAAGACUGUCAAAUUAGUGCUAGGCCGUGUUUUGGAGUUACCUAAGAUGCCAGUGUUGCCUCAUUUGCUGCCUGAUAUAACACUUACAUGCCAUAAGGAGGAGCUAGGUUUGCUGUUAUCAGGAGGUCAUGACAGCCUUUACCAAGUUGUGUAUAUUAGUGACAUUCUCCCCAAAUCGGUUGCUGCUAGAGAGGAGAGUCUCCGUGUACUAGAUAUUAUCCAUUACAUUAAUGGAGUAAGCACACAGGGAAUGACUCUGAAAGAAGCCAGAAGAAUGCUGGAAACAUACCUGCCAAAAGUGGUGCUCAAAGCGACCAGAGAUGGUCACGCAGUGCUACCAAAAUCCAAAACCUCUGGUAACUCAAGUCCAUGGCCAGUGAAAGCUAAUGGCUGUUCCUGUGGUGAUCCCUGUGAUAAAACAGAAAAGACAGCUGAUGCUUAUGGGCCCACGAUAAAUGGCAAUGGCAUCCUAGGACCUUCUCAGACAAAUACAGAAAACAAUAUCCAUCACACAAAAGAACUAACAAAUCUCUCAGAAUCUGGAGAUGCACCUUCCCUUGGCUUUACCAAUGAGAUGUCAGAUAUUUCUAAACACAGUGAUAAUUCGGAAACAGAGGUUCCAGAUGAUGAUUAUUAUGAUGAGGAUGAUCACAAUGAAGUUGUCCAGUAUCUGUUGGAUGUUGUAGAUGAGGAAGCCCAGAACCUCUUAAAUCGUAACACAACUUCAGAGGCUCAUAGUCUUCUGCAUCUCAAGAAGGCUGUGUCAGAUCACCUGCCAGUAGAGAUGAAUGGAAAGCUGACAGAAGAUAAGUCUGAAGACACAGACUGUGAUGGGUCAUCGUUACCUGAAGAUUUUUCAGAGCCAACACAUGUAAAUGGCUGUGAAGACUAUUGUGAAGUAAAAGCUACACCAGAAAGGUCUCCUCCACAACCUCCCUCGAGCCAAGCAGAUGAGGAUGAAAUCACGUGGGGAAGUGAUGAACUGCCAAUUGAGUCAGUCAGUCAGGAACAUGUAAAUAAAGAUUUCCCUUUAGUGACAAAUGAAGAGCUCUCUGCACUCCCUACUGUGAACGUGGUCCCUGGAGGCAAGUACUCAGGAGCCAAAUUGAAGUCAGUGAUCAGGAUGCUUCGUGGAUUGCUGGAACAGGGAGUCCCUUCUAAAGAGAUUGAA